GGGGGGCUUGUGGGUACUCCUGUGGAGACUGAAGAGUGCACCAGAAGCUCAUUGAAGCUCUGAUUUUGAGGCAUAUAAGAGAGAGAGAGAGAGAGAGAGAGAGAGAGAGAGGGGGGGAGAGGAGUGUUGUGCAAGCAUCACACAUUCAUAGAAAGAGGCCUGGCCUCCUCCUCAUCAAAUUCACACAUUUCAGCGUUGCAUUGAGGGGUCUCUCUCUUCUGUGUGAGAGAAAGCACUGGAGAAAACAGCAGCAGGGUCGCUUUGAAGUUUCCAGAAAGGGAGAAAGACAGAGAGAGAGAGAGAAGAAAGACACCCAAGUGAGUUCAUUUGAUUCUCCAUCCCCCCGACCCUUUUCUUCUCUUUUGAGCCGAUUCCGUGGCUGGGCUUACUGACUCCGCUUUCUCUGACUCUUCUGAUGCAAAUUUUUGAGCUUUUGCUUUGUCUCGUCUUUCUGGGUCUGUUCGCUAUUGUGGGUUUAAAGGGAAUAAAAUCACACCACGCACCGUGUUUCUCUCGAACUUCACAAACACUGUUUACUCGUCUCAUCGGAGGUGCCAUUCACGUCUUCUCCGGGGGGUUGUGUGAGCUGCUUGCUUCUGUUUAUUGGAAGGAAGCUUUUGAGAUCUUGACACAAUGCUGAUGAAGAGGACUAGUUCAGUGCAGAAAGAAGUGGGUCAAACGACAAAAUCGGAUUCUGAUUUGUACUCCGAUCUUAAAAGGCAGAAUUGUAGGAGCAAUUCCCUUUUCAGCAUCCCUGGUCUUUAUGUGGGUUUGAAUCCGAAGGGCUUAGCCGAUGCUGAUUCGGUUAGAAGCCCUACAUCUCCUCUUGAUUUUUUGCUGUUCCCACAUCUGAGUAACCCCAUGAGGUCCCCUCGAUCGCCUUGUGUCGGGCAGCGAAAGAGUUGGGAUUGUAGCAAAGUAGGCUUAAGCAUUAUAGAUUCUCUCGAUGACAAUGGAAACUUAUCAGGCCGGGCUCUCCAGUCAUUUCAUACUGGAAACAUACUUUUUGGACCUAAGAUCGGGGUCAAGAAUCAUAAAUAUGAUUCCACUAUCAGUUCCAUUGAAUCGCCGAAAUCCCUGCCUAAAGAUUACACAUUCUCUCGUUAUGCCCGUGCCAAAUCUCCACUCCACUUGAGCAGCAGCAUCAAUGUUGUUUUUGAAAUUGCAGAUGGCCCUAUAGAACCUGACCCUAUGGGCAAAAUCCGGUCUAGCUCACUGGAUUCUUGCACAAUAAUGAGUUAUCGUCCUCGAGUGAUUAGAGAAAGUCCUAAAUUGAGUAAGGUUUCGUGUACUAGUCUGACUUCAAUCCCUCUGUCUGUUGAACCUGGCAGUGGGUUUGCUGAUUCUCUUUCAGCGAGUGAGAUAGAACUCUCUGAGGAUUAUACUUGCGUGAUUUCACAUGGUCCUGAUUCUAAAACCACUCACAUUUAUGGUGACUGCAUUUUAGAAUGUCACCCGAAUGAGUUGAGCAAUUUUGGCAAGGAGAUAGAGGAAGACACUGGGUUACCUCUAACGAAAAGCUCAGAAACUCCUUUGUAUAUUUGUGAUGACUUCUUGAGCCUCUGUUACACGUGCAAGAAGCCAUUGCCAGAGGGUGAAGAUAUCUACAUUUAUAGAGGCGAGAAAGCAUUCUGUAGCGUGGAAUGUCGUUCAAAGGAGAUUUUGUCUGAUGAGGUUGAAGAAGCUGUGGAUGAUUAUGAUAAGUCGCCAAAGUCCAAAAGCGGAGAUGGGCUUUUUCAAAGUGGCUCUUUUCUCCCUUCGUAUUAACCAUUCAUGUAGUCCCUGUGGCCACCAUGCCCAUGAUUGCCGGAACAAUCACUGAGGUAGAUGCCCCAGAUCGUCCGUCUACAAAAGAGCUGUUUUUGUGUGCAUCAGUUAGCAGCCAUGGAUGAUCAAUUUUGUACAUUUCUCUCUUCACCGAAAGGGAUUCAGCUUUGAUGGUCUUGGUGGUGGCAAUUAUCUGCUGCAGCUUUUUUUGGCUUUUUGGAAGAGACAUGACCGUAUUAUAUGCUAUGAUAACUCAUAUUAUAUCACAUAAUUGUUUUGCAUGUGAAAUGGGUGUUAGCUGAUUUUUAUGGCUCCCCAUCUAUAUCCCCCACAUUUUUCUUCCGGGGUAAACUUUUCCUGUAAUAGCAGCCGACUAAAGUGCUUUUCAAUUAUAGUAUCGAGUUGCUGUUGUAA
Syzygium oleosum is the source of this 2181-nucleotide messenger RNA. RefSeq names its product FCS-Like Zinc finger 10-like. The transcript is spliced from 3 exons. Bases 634 to 1767 code for a protein of 377 amino acids. The record is from RefSeq and is a predicted model, not a curated record. NCBI's taxonomy places the organism in Eukaryota, Viridiplantae, Streptophyta, Magnoliopsida, Myrtales, Myrtaceae.